Messenger RNA from Budorcas taxicolor (takin), 667 nucleotides. RefSeq names its product nuclear protein 1, transcriptional regulator (gene NUPR1). The coding region runs from base 108 to 356 and encodes 82 amino acids. Lineage: Eukaryota; Metazoa; Chordata; Mammalia; Artiodactyla; Bovidae. The record is from RefSeq and is a predicted model, not a curated record. Gene Ontology annotation, biological process: negative regulation of cell population proliferation; negative regulation of cell cycle. Gene Ontology annotation, cellular component: nucleus. The transcript has 3 exons.
CGUGGCUUUAUAAGUUGAGGCCAGUGAACUGGGAGGUGUCAGCAAACCAGACACAAACAAAGCUUUAGAAGACGGGAGAGGGAGAGACAGACAGACAGAGAGACAUUAUGGCCACCUUUCCAAGAGCAGCCAGCCCGUCCAGGCAGCCCCCAGGCCCAGAAGAUGAAGAUGCCAUCCUAGACGAGUACGACCUCUACAGCCUGGCUCAUUCUUACCCGGGAGUGGGAGGCCGGAAAGGUCGCAGCAAGAGAGAAGCUGCCAUCAACACCAACCGCCACAGCCCUGGUGGGCACGAGAGGAAGCUGGUGACCAAGCUUCAGAACACGGAGCGGAAAAAGCGAGGGGCACGGCCCUGAGACAGGACUGGAGAUGAGGCCAGAGGACGGACACCCACAGCAAUGGAAAUAGGACCAAGGAGGAACCAGGCCUUGGGGGCGGGAUCCAGGCCUGCUUGCCCCACCCCAACCCCAGGACUUAACCCCACCUGACUGAGACUCCGGGGGCGCCACGGAGGAAGCACCCCCGGCCCCAGAGAAAGGACAAGAUGGGGAGCAAGAGGCAGAGCAUAGACAGAGGCAGAGUCAAGAAGGUACCUCCCCCCAAAAAGAAAGAAGGAGCCGGAGCUCCCCAGGGUGACGGUGAAAAAUAAACAAAGUGUAGCAGCUGC